AUGAGGUUUUCGACUGUUCUUUAUGUGAUGGGAAUGACUAGCCUUGUAUCGGCCGCUCCUCAGGACGAUAACGACGAGCCAGAAGUCCCUUCAUUCCCCAGCUUCUCCCGCCAGCCGGUACCAAGCUUCUCGCGCGGCCCUCUCCCAAGCUUCAGUCUUCCUACAGCCCUUCCUCCUUUUCCAACCGGACCUGCCGCACCACCUCGCCCUACCGGAGGAUUUCCUCCUCGUCCCUCAGUCAGCCGUGGCCCGGUUCCCAGCUUCUCGCGCACGCCUCGCCCAACAGCAACCCGCUCUUUCGUAAUCUCAGUCCGCCCAACUCCGUCUCCUCGUCCUUCUCGCUCGGCCGUUCCUGUGCCAUCUCCUCCCACUAGGCCCUCCCGCAGCGUUGGCCUAUCGCUCCCUCCACGCCCCACUCCUACUCCUGGUGACGACGACGAUGACUCUUCAUAG
Messenger RNA from Alternaria burnsii, 453 nucleotides. RefSeq lists its product as uncharacterized. The transcript has 3 exons. Lineage: Eukaryota; Fungi; Ascomycota; Dothideomycetes; Pleosporales; Pleosporaceae. The record is from RefSeq and is a predicted model, not a curated record. The coding region runs from base 1 to 453 and encodes 150 amino acids.